This is a messenger RNA of Aspergillus candidus, 678 nucleotides long. RefSeq lists its product as uncharacterized. Bases 1 to 678 code for a protein of 225 amino acids. NCBI's taxonomy places the organism in Eukaryota, Fungi, Ascomycota, Eurotiomycetes, Eurotiales, Aspergillaceae. The record is from RefSeq and is a predicted model, not a curated record. The transcript is spliced from 5 exons.
AUGACCAACUCUUCCGACGGAAAAACCCUAUUCCCGUGCCCCUCAUCUGUCGAUAUCGCAACCCUCCCCGCUGACCAAGGAAUCAUUACUGUUCUUAGCAAACAGAUUCGCAGGAUCAUACUUGAGGGGGUGCGACCUGCCGAGGCCGAAGCAAUGAAACUCGUCUCCAAGCACACCUCUGUCCCAGUGCCUGGAGUGUUCUCCGCCAAAUUCGGCCCUGACCACGGGAACGAGAAGAGCAAAGAAUCCGUUUGUCUUCAAACAUGGGAUCUAAUCUCCCAGAUACGCGCUAUCCCACGUCCAUCAGAGCUCGAAGAUCUUCUCCAAUGUGCCGCCGAUGGCUCCACAACAAGGGAUCCAAUGCUUGAGGACCUGCAAAAUCCAGCCAUACCCUUGACGAAUGAUUCGGGUUUGCGGGCUCGCAUCGUCGAGCGCUACCUUCAUUUCGAGGGUCGUCGGUAUGAACAUCAGUUACAUGACAUGCUGCCGCGGUCUGGUAGUACAGUAUUCACGCAAGCCGAUAUUGCACCUCGCAAUAUCAUGAUUGAUGAGCAGAAUAGCGUCACGGGAAUUCCGAGACCUGCUCUCUGGGGUGACUGGUCGGUGUGGAUGGAUCGGACUGCGCCGCGGAGAUGGAAUAUUAGUGGAAUUGAUGCCGCCAGGCGGGUCUUGUUUUAA